UAUAGUAAAAGGCUAUCCAAGGGAAAGAAACGAAUGGUUGAGCUGUUUUGACGGGUGAGAAAUCCAUAGGAACAGGUUGUUCUCAACAGUUCCAUUUCCAAAUCCUAUGUUGCAAGUUGCAACCAUGAAGCAUGUUUUAGUUUAUAUAAUCCCAUGGCAGCAACAGAAGAAAGAGGUGGGUUAGGUUGUUUGGGACACAAGAAAGAAGAGAAUGAGUCUCAAUUGCCUCACCUGCAGCCAACUGCUUCAAAGGACAGACUCAUUUGGAGAGUUAUUUGCAGAAAAGGAAUACAAAGACAUAUGCAAACAGGUUCAAGUUGAUAGACGUUGGCCAGAGAACAUGGCAUCAUCACCGCCCAAACGUGACUUUCCCAAAAGUGCGGCUGUGACCAAGAUCAAGGCGGAGCACCGCCGCAACUAUAGCACCGGAGAUGUCCCUUAUUCGCCUGGCAGCCAAGGGCCAAAGUUGAAGCGCAGCAGUGGAAUGAGAAGAAACUGGAGUUUUGAGGAUCUGCCUGAGACUAAAGGGCAGAGACUAGGUUGCCACUGAGAUCAGAUUCUUUACUUUCAUGUGUUGUGUGUUGCAUUUGCUCCUUUUCUGCAUUGUGUAUACAAUAUACUUUCUUUGUGGGGAAUGUAAAGAUUCGACAAGGGGGUAGAGUGGGUUGUACAUUAUUUAAGUAUGGUGUUUCAAGCACAUUCUUGUAUGAGCCUUUUUUUGCACCAUAUUUGAUUCAUAUCCCCUGUAGUUUUUGUUUUUCAUUUUCUACUUUUAAGUCAUUCUAACUCUGUUAUUUCAUUCAAUUUAUAAUCAAUCCUUCUGCUGCCUGUUA
Messenger RNA from Cajanus cajan (pigeon pea), 833 nucleotides. RefSeq lists its product as uncharacterized. Lineage: Eukaryota; Viridiplantae; Streptophyta; Magnoliopsida; Fabales; Fabaceae. The record is from RefSeq and is a predicted model, not a curated record.